Impatiens glandulifera is the source of this 722-nucleotide messenger RNA. RefSeq names its product auxin-responsive protein SAUR21-like. NCBI's taxonomy places the organism in Eukaryota, Viridiplantae, Streptophyta, Magnoliopsida, Ericales, Balsaminaceae. The coding region runs from base 107 to 391 and encodes 94 amino acids. The record is from RefSeq and is a predicted model, not a curated record. The transcript has a single exon. Gene Ontology annotation, biological process: response to auxin.
AUAUCUCUCAACCAGCAACACCAUUCAACCAUCAAACUUCAUCUCUUUCUCUGAAACAUUCUGCUCUUCCAAUCCUAACAAUUCAUUUACCUUAUUAUUCUAGAUCAUGGGUUUCCGCUUACCGGUUAUCGUACAAUCCAAGAAUGCAAUCCGACGGGCUGUGUCUACUCCAAUAUCUUCGAAUGUACCAAAAGGGCACCUUGCAGUAUAUGUUGGAGAAACAGAUCGGAAAAGAUACGUAGUCCCAAUUUCAUAUUUGAAACAUCCUUUUUUCCAGAGCUUGUUGAGAAAAGCAGAAGAAGAGUUUGGGUUUGAUCACCCAAUGGGUGGUCUUACAAUUCCCUGCACAGAAGAAGAUUUCAUUGACAUUGCACGCAGCUUGAAUUGUUGAUAAAAUGCAAGGACAACAAUACAUAAUGAGAGUUCUAAAACAACUAACUAGAAAGCCUCCACUCAACAAUUUUUUGUCCCAGUCUCGGCUUCGAAUGUACUGUAAUUAUAUUAACAGUCAAAUACAAUGUAGAUCGAUGUAUACACUCUUUACAUGAAAACUUUACAAUUUUGAGUAUCUUCCAGUUGAGAAAAAUCUGACUCAUAAUUCCUUUUAUCGUUGGGUUUCAUUGAUUGGCAGCUUAACCAUAUCUCCAAAGUUCAAACAUUAAAUUUUGAUUUACUUAGCAUUUGUGAACAAGAUAGAUGAUAAAAUAUGCAUAGGUAGAGUU